Spizellomyces punctatus DAOM BR117 is the source of this 1232-nucleotide messenger RNA. Its product is annotated as translation initiation factor eIF3 core subunit g. The record is from RefSeq and is a predicted model, not a curated record. NCBI's taxonomy places the organism in Eukaryota, Fungi, Chytridiomycota, Chytridiomycetes, Spizellomycetales, Spizellomycetaceae. Gene Ontology annotation, cellular component: eukaryotic translation initiation factor 3 complex; cytoplasm. The coding region runs from base 46 to 933 and encodes 295 amino acids. Gene Ontology annotation, molecular function: translation initiation factor activity; RNA binding. The transcript is spliced from 5 exons.
AACAAACAACUGCCACCUCAACUUCAUUCGCAAACUCACUGAACAAUGGCACCUGUGGCCGAGCCCGUAUCUGGCCUGAACUGGGCUGAGGAUGUAGAGGAUAAUGAAGCCGAGUACGAUGCUGAUGACCUUCCUGCCCCCACAACUCGUGAGGAGGCAGACGGAACGAGGGUUACGAUCGAGUACAAGCUCAAUGAUGACGGGAAGAAAGUAAAGAUUGUCCGGAAAACAAAAAUGCGGUUGAUAAGGGCCCAAGUCAACCAUGCGGUCGCAGAGCGCAAGAAUAAGUGGAAGAAGUUCGGGGAGGUUGCUGGCCUCUCAGCUGGUCCCGAUACAAACAGCACGUCCUACGGCGAAAAAGUUUUCCUGAAACUUUCAUCGACUAUCAAAGACCACGAUAUGCCACAACCAUCAGACGAAGUCGACUCUUUGAAGAAGGCAUUGGCAGCAGCUGCCAAGUCAAAGAUUAGUUGCCGUAUCUGUAAGGGCGAUCACUGGACCAGCAAGUGUCCCUUCAAGGAUACCCAUGCACCUCUUGACGAGCUAGGAGCUCUUGAGAGCAAGGAAUCAUCAUUGACGGAUUUGACGGGUGGCGAAGACAAGACGAGUGGCAAGUAUGUACCUCCAAGCCUACGAAACCGUGGUCCAGGAGAAUCGAUGCGGACAGAGAGACGAGACGAUUUCCCUACAAUUCGUAUCACAAAUUUAUCGGAAGAUACCUCGGAAUCAGAUGUCAAAGACUUAGUGGGCAAAUUCGGACAUACAUCACGAGUGUUCGUGGCAAGGGAUCGCGAAACAAAUGCCUGCAAGGGAUUCGCAUUUGUCAGCUUCUACCACAAAGAGGAUGCGGAAAGGGCACUCGAAAAGCUCAAUGGAUUUGGAUACGAUAACCUUAUUCUGCGGGUGGAAUGGGCCAGAAGCAGCCGAGACUAGGUGGUUGCAGAGGAUUCGAUUUGACGUUGCGCUGGUGGUCACCUUUCUGUAUAGCAUUCUUCUUCAUUUUGGUUGGCGUACCAUACUAUUGUAAUGAUUAUUUGCCAUGAAUGACUGACGGAUGGUCGAUGUGCAUGUUGAUUACCAUUUUCUACGUCAGACCUACGACGUGGCACAUUUUGUUAUCAUUAAUCCUGAACGUGGAUAAGAUAAUUUGACUUUCAGCAUUACAGUAGUAGGACGAGACCGAUGUGCAUGAAUGUGUAUGUACUUGUAAUAGAAUUAUAUUUUCAGAUGCA